Messenger RNA from Oncorhynchus keta (chum salmon), 2786 nucleotides. RefSeq names its product tricarboxylate transport protein B, mitochondrial-like. The record is from RefSeq and is a predicted model, not a curated record. Gene Ontology annotation, biological process: mitochondrial citrate transmembrane transport. NCBI's taxonomy places the organism in Eukaryota, Metazoa, Chordata, Actinopteri, Salmoniformes, Salmonidae. Bases 326 to 1279 code for a protein of 317 amino acids. The transcript has 9 exons.
AAUGUAUGUUUGCUAAUGUAUUCAUUUUUGCGAGUUGACGCGUACAAGGAUGUGACGCGCCUAGACUAGAGCGAGAGCGACACAGCCCCGCCCUUCUCCUGGUGUGGAACGAAAAUGCCCCGUCUCUCCUCCCUCCGCCCCAGGGAUAGAUAGGCUUUCUCCCCGCAACUGCGAGCUGUGUAGUAGCUUACUGCCCACAUACAGCGGAUGUCUGACAUGAUAUCCAUGGUAUGCACUGAACGUUAUAUCAACUAGAAACUAGUUUAAGGACUUUCGUAGACUUAGUUUAUAGCUAGAUAGAUAUUGGUUGAAUUAUUUCUUGACAAUGGAAGGAAACAGUAAAUUCACCAGCCUCUUUCACAGACCCAGGUGUCUGGCGGCGGCGGCACCUGGAGGAAAAGCGAAAUUAACUCACCCAGGGAAGGCAAUUCUAGCAGGUGGUAUAGCAGGGGGUAUAGAGAUCUGUAUCACCUUCCCUACAGAGUAUGUGAAGACUCAGCUACAACUGGACGAGAAGGCCAACCCUCCCAAAUACAGGGGCAUCGGUGAUUGUGUGAAGCAGACAGUACAGGGUCAUGGGGUGAGGGGACUGUAUAGAGGACUCAGCUCACUGCUCUACGGAUCCAUACCCAAAUCAGCUGUCAGGUUUGGAGUGUUUGAGUAUCUCAGUAACCAUGCCCGUGACGAGGCAGGGAAGUUGAACAGCACCAGGGGUCUACUAUGUGGGCUGGGGGCUGGAGUCAUGGAGGCUGUAUUCAUCGUCUGCCCCAUGGAGACUGUCAAGGUUAAGUUCAUCCAUGACCAGUCUUCAGCCAACCCCAAAUACAGAGGCUUCUACCAUGGAGUCAGGGAGAUCAUCAGAACCCAAGGUAUUAGGGGGACCUACCAAGGCCUGACAGCCACCGUUCUGAAGCAGGGCUCCAACCAAGCCAUCCGAUUCUACGUCAUGACCUCCCUCAGGAACUGGUACAAAGGGGAUAACCCCAAUAAGGCUAUUAACCCUGUGGUGACGGGAACGUUUGGAGCCAUUGCAGGAGCAGCCAGUGUGUUCGGGAACACCCCACUGGAUGUCAUCAAGACCAGGAUGCAGGGUCUGGAGGCUCAUAAGUAUAAGAGUACACUGGACUGUGCCGUCAAGAUCAUGAGACACGAGGGUGUACGAGCGUUUUAUAAGGGGACGGUUCCUCGGCUGGGCCGUGUGUGUCUGGAUGUGGCCAUCGUCUUCAUCAUCUAUGAGGAGGUGGUCAAGGUUCUCAACACGGUCUGGAAGACAGAGUGAGGGGGUGCAGCUGGAGGCUCUGACCUCUCUGGGCCAGACAGGACCGGACAAAUGAGCCUACUACCACUCUGUAGUGGGUGCCCUGUCAUUCUGAGUUAAAGCAUAGUGGUUCUGCCUUGGCCUGAGGGUCUAGCUACAGUUACAGUAACAGCUACAUGAGUUUAAACUUAUACCACCCAAUGAAAAAGGUUUUCCUUUUGAUCAUUUAUGACCAAGCCUUUAAUGCAAUUAUUUUAAGUGUGAUACAACAUAUUUUUUAUAAUACUUAUGAUUAGAAUAAUAAAUGUUUAAUUGCAGAGUUUGUUUUACUCUGUUCCAGAUGCCAAGCCCUCCAGUAGCAAGCUGCCAAAUUGUGACAAACCUAAUUAUUGUUACAGUUUCUACUGUAACACAACUCACCCUUUUGGGCUGGCUAACAGCGUUUUCCCCAAGUGAGAAGUAUGCAUAGAGUAAUAUAUUCUGACCAAGAGAAGAAAACAAAUGUAAAUAAUAUACUGAUUCAUAAUAUAUUGAUCAGAGUCUUUAUCGAUGUAUUUAUUGAUCGUUGAAUGUUGACUAAUGCGUCUUUGUGUUUGAGACCGUUGCUGUUAUACUGUGCAGUGUUAUGUACUAAAUAGUAAGCCAAUGCGCUACAGUGUUAACAUUAAAGUACUGGAGGGAUUGGGUGGGUGCAAGAGGUCGCAUUGGGUUCAUUACAGCUCAUUCCGACUCAACCCAGAUUCCUACCACAGAUGUUUGUGUUCCAGAUAGAUCAGCCACGUUCUGAGAUGGAACCCUGGGGGAACAUUCUCAUUCCAUCCACACACAUUCCAAUCAUUCCAGAGGCCUUUGUUGUCAAUCGUUUAAAAAUUCUAAAUCAUUGACAUUCUGUUACAUUUGGUGCCAUUUUGGGGGUUGUUUUAGUAUUUUAAAUUGUUUCUUUGUUGUUGCCUUGCAGAUGUGCCUAUUCAUUUACGAAAACAACUAUUUUGAAACCAUUACAAUGUAUUAUAUAUUUUUUAAUCCAUCAUCUCAUCUAGGUUUUCAGGGUCUUGAUUGUACAGUGUAAUAAUGUGAGAACAGUCUGAGUCUGCACAAAUGUCUGCCCUAACAACAAGAAAACAUUGCUUUAUUUUGCAUCAGUGGAAUAGUAAAUGAAAUGCAUUGUUAUUGAGCUUUUAGCGCCCAAUGCCUUUGAAUCUGUGUUGUCAGUAAUGGUAGAUUGACUGUUUUGACUCUUGCUUUUGCCUACAGUAAGUGCUGCAUAACAUAUGUACUGUAAGGUGCGGAAGUCUCCUCAGCAUAUGCUGUUUAAGGACUGGAUUCAAUCCGUAUCCCAGAAGAGCCGCGUUAAAAUGUAAAGAUCAUUUCCAAUUGAGCCGUCAUAUGCAGAGUUUACCGUAACGAUUGCCUUUAAAUUUCAAUCAAGCUAUAAUGCAGAUCUUCUGUGAUACUUCUGCGAUACGGAUUGAAACCAACCAGAUUCCAUAAUAUCACAAUCAAAAUUAAAUGGAUAUCAUUUCAAAUA